Messenger RNA from Suncus etruscus (white-toothed pygmy shrew), 4469 nucleotides. It is a transcript of the gene EIF3A, whose product is annotated as eukaryotic translation initiation factor 3 subunit A. Gene Ontology annotation, biological process: translation reinitiation; formation of cytoplasmic translation initiation complex. The record is from RefSeq and is a predicted model, not a curated record. Gene Ontology annotation, cellular component: eukaryotic translation initiation factor 3 complex, eIF3m; eukaryotic translation initiation factor 3 complex, eIF3e; multi-eIF complex. NCBI's taxonomy places the organism in Eukaryota, Metazoa, Chordata, Mammalia, Eulipotyphla, Soricidae. The transcript has 22 exons. Gene Ontology annotation, molecular function: mRNA binding; translation initiation factor activity. The coding region runs from base 165 to 4178 and encodes 1337 amino acids.
CGCGGUCACGUGGGCCCUUCCUUUCCGUCUCUGGCCGGCUGGGCGCGGGCGUCUGCUGCGAGGCGCGUGGAGGGAGCCCCGCGCCUGUCCGCCUCGUCCCCUUCCCGGCCCGGGCCCCGAGGAGAGAGAUCGCCGACGCCGGCUGAGCCGAGCCUGCCGCCAAGAUGCCGGCCUACUUCCAGAGGCCGGAGAACGCCCUCAAGCGCGCCAACGAAUUUCUUGAGGUUGGCAAAAAGCAACCUGCUUUGGAUGUUCUUUAUGAUGUUAUGAAAAGUAAGAAACACAGAACAUGGCAGAAGAUACAUGAGCCAAUAAUGUUGAAAUACUUGGAGCUAUGUGUGGAUCUUCGCAAGAGCCACCUGGCUAAGGAAGGUUUAUACCAGUACAAGAACAUCUGCCAACAGGUAAACAUCAAAUCUCUAGAGGAUGUUGUUAGGGCAUAUCUGAAGUUGGCAGAGGAAAAAACUGAAGCGGCUAAAGAAGAAUCCCAGCAGAUGGUCUUAGACAUAGAAGAUCUUGAUAAUAUUCAGACUCCUGAGAGUGUUCUUUUAAGUGCCGUGAGUGGUGAAGACACUCAGGAUCGUACUGAUAGAUUACUUUUAACUCCCUGGGUUAAGUUCCUGUGGGAAUCCUAUAGGCAGUGCUUGGACCUUCUCAGAAACAAUUCAAGAGUAGAGCGUCUUUACCAUGACAUAGCCCAGCAAGCUUUCAAAUUCUGCCUUCAGUAUACCCGAAAGGCUGAAUUCCGUAAACUGUGCGACAAUCUCAGAAUGCACUUGUCACAAAUUCAACGCCACCAUAACCAAAGCACUGCGAUCAACCUCAACAAUCCAGAGAGCCAGUCCAUGCAUUUGGAAACCAGGCUCGUUCAGUUGGACAGUGCUAUCAGCAUGGAGUUGUGGCAGGAAGCAUUCAAAGCUGUGGAAGAUAUACAUGGGCUGUUCUCCUUGUCUAAAAAGCCACCUAAGCCUCAGUUGAUGGCAAAUUACUAUAAUAAAGUUUCAACUGUGUUUUGGAAAUCGGGAAACGCUCUUUUCCAUGCCUCUACCCUUCAUCGUCUGUACCAUUUGUCUAGGGAAAUGAGAAAAAAUCUUACACAAGAAGAGAUGCAGAGAAUGUCUACGAGAGUCCUCUUGGCUACUCUUUCCAUCCCUAUCACUCCUGAGCGGACCGACAUCGCCCGACUCCUGGAUAUGGAUGGCAUCAUAGUUGAAAAGCAGCGUCGCCUUGCAACGCUCCUGGGUCUUCAGGCUCCACCAACACGAAUUGGUCUUAUUAAUGAUAUGGUCAGAUUUAAUGUAUUGCAAUAUGUGGUCCCGGAAGUGAAAGAACUGUACAAUUGGCUGGAGGUAGAGUUUAACCCUCUGAAACUCUGUGAGAGAGUCACAAAGGUUCUAAAUUGGGUUAGGGAGCAGCCUGAAAAAGAACCAGAAUUGCAACAGUAUGUUCCCCAACUGCAGAAUAACACCAUACUUCGACUCCUGCAACAGGUGGCACAAAUUUAUCAGAGCAUUGAGUUUUCUCGUUUGACUUCUCUGGUUCCUUUUGUUGAUGCUUUCCAACUGGAACGGGCCAUAGUAGAUGCGGCCAGGCAUUGUGACUUACAGGUUCGGAUUGAUCACACUUCUCGGACCCUUAGUUUUGGAUCGGAUUUGAAUUAUGCUACUCGUGAGGAUGCCCCGAUUGGCCCACAUUUACAGAGUAUGCCUUCAGAGCAGAUACGGAACCAGCUCACUGCCAUGUCCUCAGUUCUUGCCAAAGCACUUGAAGUCAUUAAGCCUGCUCAUAUACUGCAAGAGAAAGAAGAACAGCACCAAUUGGCUGUGAAUGCAUACCUUAAAAAUUCACGGAAAGAGCAUCAGCGUAUCCUGGCUCGAAGACAAACUAUUGAGGAGAGGAAGGAACGCCUUGAGAGUCUGAAUAUUCAGCGUGAGAAAGAGGAACUGGAGCAGAGGGAAGCUGAGCUGCAGAAAGUUCGGAAGGCUGAGGAAGAGAGACUGCGGCAGGAGGCAAAAGAGCGAGAGAAAGAGCGCAUCUUACAGGAGCAUGAACAAAUUAAGAAGAAAACAGUCCGCGAGCGUUUAGAACAGAUCAAGAAAACGGAGCUGGGGGCCAAAGCGUUCAAGGAUAUUGACAUUGAAGAUCUUGAGGAAUUGGAUCCCGAUUUUAUCAUGGCAAAACAGGUUGAACAACUGGAGAAAGAAAAGAAGGAACUUCAGGAACGCCUGAAGAAUCAAGAGAAGAAGAUUGACUAUUUUGAACGAGCUAAACGUUUGGAAGAAAUCCCCUUGAUAAAGAGUGCUUAUGAAGAGCAGAGAAUAAAAGACAUGGAUCUGUGGGAACAACAGGAAGAAGAAAGAAUCACAACCAUGCAGCUAGAACGAGAAAAAGCUCUGGAACAUAAGAACCGCAUGACACGGAUGCUGGAAGACAGGGAUUUAUUUGUAACGCGACUGAAGGCAGCUCGGCAGUCUGUUUAUGAGGAAAAACUUAAACAAUUUGAAGAGCGACUGGCAGAAGAAAGACACAAUCGCCUGGAGGAACGAAAGAGGCAACGGAAGGAAGAGCGCAAGAUCACUUAUUACAGAGAGAAGGAGGAGGAGGAGCAGCGGCGGGCUGAGGAGCAGAUGCUGAAAGAGCGCGAAGAGAAAGAGCGUGCAGAACGGGCAAAACGUGAGGAAGAGUUGCGGGAAUACCAGGAGCGAGUGAAGAAACUGGAAGAAGUAGAAAGGAAGAAACGCCAAAGGGAGCAGGAAAUUGAAGAAAGGGAACGGCGCAGAGAGGAAGAGCGAAGACUUGGUGAGGACCCGCUUUCUAGAAAGGACUCUCGUUGGGGCGAUAGAGACUCAGAGGGCACGUGGAGAAAAGGCCCAGAACCAGACUCAGAGUGGCGGAGAGGCCCCCCAGAGAAGGAGUGGAGGCGCGGUGAAGGGCGGGAUGAUGAGAGGCCCCACCGGAGAGAGGAAGAGCGAGACCGGCCGCGGCGUUUGGGAGAUGAUGAAGAGCGUGAGGCUGCGCUCAGGCCUGAUGAGGACCGUGUGCCCCGGCGGGGCCUGGAUGAUGACCGAGGCCCCCGGCGUGGGCCCGACGAGGACCGGUUUGCCCGGCGUGGGCCUGAUGAGGAACGGCCUUCUUGGCGUAGUGCUGAUGAGGAGCGGCCACUCCGCCGGGUGGGAGAUGAAGACCGGGGGAGCUGGCGUCACGCCGAGGACGACAGAGACAGAGCCCCGCGGCGGGGCCUGGAUGAGGACCGGGGGAGCUGGCGCAUGGCUGACGAGGACAGGGGCCCACGGCGAGGGCUGGAUGAGGAGCGGGGCCCACGACGAGGAGGAGCUGAAGAUGAACGGCCAUCCUGGCGUAGUGCCGACGAGGAGCGGGGGCCUCGGCGGGGUCUGGACGACGACAGGGGACCGUGGAGAGCUGCGGACGAGGACCGGAUGUCCAGGCGGGCCGCUGAUGAGGACCGGGGGCCAUGGAGGACCAUGGAUGAUGAUCGUCUCUCCAGGCGGGCCGAUGACGACCGGGGUCUCCGCAGGGGCGAUGACAGGCCAGCUCCCUGGAGGCCGCUUGUCAGGCCAGGUGGAUGGAGAGAGAAAGAAAAGGCCAGAGAAGAUAGUUGGGGUCCACCUCGAGAAUCAAGACCUCCAGAAGAACGAGACUGGGAGAGAGAGAAAGAACGAGAUCAUCAAGACCGGGAUGAAAAUGACAAGGAGUCUGAGAGAGAACGAGACAGAGAGAGAGAUGGGGACCGAGAAGAUCGUUUCAGACGGCCCAGGGAUGAAGGUGGCUGGAGAAAAGGACCAGCGGAGGAAGCGUCAAGCUGGAGAGAGAUGAGUCGCCGUGAUGAUAGAGAUGACCUCCGUCGUCGUGAAAGAGAUGAUCUAAGACGUGAUCUAAGACGAGAUGACAGAGACCGAAGAGGUCCCCCUCUGCGAUCUGAGCGCGAAGAAGUAAGCUCUUGGAGACGUGCUGAUGACAGGAAGGAUGAGAGGGCAGAAGAGCGGGAUGCGCCUCGGCGUGUUCCUCCACCCGCAAUCACGAGAGAACGAGAGAGAGAUCGAGAACGAGAGAGUGGUGACAAGGAAAAGGCCUCUUGGAGAGCUGACAAGGAGAAGGAAUCUCUUCGUCGUACUAAAAAUGAGACUGAUGAAGAAGGAUGGACCACAGUACGGCGCUAAGUCUCGAUAGCGGCUCCAGCUCCUGUCCUGCAUAGGUUUGAUUACACUUGAGGAUUGUUAGACUUGUGCUUCAAUCAGUCUCAGUUGGAUUCUUUAAUGUCCUCACCAUAACACACACAAAAAAAGCAUGAACUUGUAUUAAUCCUAUAUAAUAGAUUGAUCAUGCACCGUAUCCACAGAAGGUUGGAAUACCAUGCCAUUUUCUGGAAUUUAAGGUGUUGCAUUAUUUCAUCAAUCAUUUGUUUACAAAAAAGAAAAACUAAAAAAUAAAAUUGAAAUGUGAACCCUUCA